Messenger RNA from Dovyalis caffra, 900 nucleotides. Lineage: Eukaryota; Viridiplantae; Streptophyta; Magnoliopsida; Malpighiales; Salicaceae. The record is from the annotation of a GenBank genome assembly.
AUGGCGGAGUCACCUUUUAAGCCAGAGAUACUAAGAGGGAAGGUAGCUUUAUUGACCGGAGGUGGGUCAGGAAUUGGAUAUGAGAUAUCUCUACAACUUGGCAAACAUGGAGCAUCUAUUGCUAUCAUGGGUCGACGUAAACAUGUUGUUGACUCUGCUGCUGCCUCUCUUCACUCUCUUGGCAUUUCUGCAAUAGGAUUCGAGGGAGAUGUUCGCAAAAGAGAAGACGCAAAUAGAGUUGUGGAAUCUACUGUCAAACAUUUUGGUAGGCUUGACAUUCUUGUGAAUGCUGCAGCCGGCAAUUUUCUUGUGCCUUCAGAGGAUUUAUCCCCCAACGGAUUUAGGACAGUAAUGGAUAUAGACUCUGUUGGCACUUUUACAAUGUGUCAUGAAGCACUCAAGUAUCUUAAGAAAGGCGGUCCUGGGAAGGAUCCAUCUACUGCUGGUGGAAUAAUAAUAAACAUCAGUGCGACUUUGCAUUAUACUGCUUCAUGGUAUCAAAUCCAUGUAUCUGCUGCCAAGGCAGCAGUUGAUAGCAUUACAAGAAACUUGGCAUUGGAAUGGGGAACAGAUCAUGACAUGAGAGUUAAUGGGAUUGCUCCAGGGCCUAUUGGGGACACUGCUGGUAUGAGUAAACUUGGACUUGAGGGAAUAGCGAGCAAAGCUAUGGAGAAGAUGCCUCUGUUUAAAUUGGGGGAGAAAUGGGAUAUAGCUAUGGCUGCUCUCUAUCUUGCAUCUGAUGCAGGAAAAUAUGUAAAUGGAACAACAUUGGUUGUUGAUGGAGGUGAAUGGCUGAGCAAACCCCGUCAUUUCCCUAAAGAUGCAGUGAAGCAACUGUCCCGGGUGGUGGAGAAGAGGUCUAGACAUGCACCGAAGGGGGUUCCUGAGAGCAAGCUAUAA